AUGCGAGAUCUUAGCGGACAACUCAGCGCUAUUCUCUUGCAGAUCAAGAAAGCAAAGGAAACCCGAAAUCUCAAGUACACAACGACACAGAAGCCAAAGCCAAAAGUGACAAUUCUUCGGAACGUAAGCCUUGUUCAUUUUGAAAAAACUGCCCGUGCCUUCCAGGGUUCCGCUAACCAAACCAAUGACGGAAGAUACAACUUUGUCGCAACUAUAACCUUAGUCCAAGAUAAUGGAAAGAAUAUACUUGUGGAUACUGGCUUAGGUACAGACAUCAAUGCUGCGCCAAGCAUACAUAUUGUUGUUACGACACAUGGCCAUCCGGACCACGCUGGUGGAGUGCAUGACUUCCCAGAUGCAAUCCAUUAUCAAGGAUGGUAUAUCCACCAUAGAACUAUGUUCAACCUAAGCAACCUCUUUGAAAAUGAACGACAUUCACUAACAGAUAACGUCCACUUGAUGAGAUCAACAGGACAUUCUUCGGACGAUGUCGCGGUGGUAGUCUCUGACGAACAAACGAUGGGAAAAGUGAUAAUUGCAGGAACAAAAGCACAUUCCAAAAAACCUUUACCCGAAGACUAUAGAAAUUCACAAAGGAUGAGUAUAUUGGCAGUGGCGGCCCAGGAUUGUCGUUCGAGCGGAGGGGGGAAGGGG
Molecule: messenger RNA, 654 nt
Organism: Cylicostephanus goldi
Lineage: Eukaryota; Metazoa; Nematoda; Chromadorea; Rhabditida; Strongylidae
Source: the annotation of a GenBank genome assembly